This is a messenger RNA of Clunio marinus, 666 nucleotides long. The record is from the annotation of a GenBank genome assembly. NCBI's taxonomy places the organism in Eukaryota, Metazoa, Arthropoda, Insecta, Diptera, Chironomidae.
AUGGCAGAAACUGGGAAGAUAACACCAGUUGCUAUUGAGAGUAAAUCAUCAAAUUCUAAAUCCGAUUUCAAAGUUGAAGGAGCUCGAUAUCGUGAUCCAAUUAUGCCGGAAUAUUAUGGGAACAGUUUCGAUAGAAUGCGACAGCAAUUUUUAACAUCAAAUUACGGAAGCUAUUCAGGGAAUGCAUUAUCAAAUUAUGAUCGGUAUGGUUACAACAGCGGAUCUGGAAAUAAAUUUGGAUCGAGUUACGAUCGAUAUGAUUCAACAUACAAUCGAGACAAGAUUGGUGUUGGCGUCAGCCCUUUAGGUACAAAUGACAAUAAGUAUAAUUACACACCAGGAUCGACUUACGCUCCUGGUUUAGGAAAUAAUUAUGGCGUAGGCAGUUACGGAACUCAAGUUAAUGGACCAUAUCCUGGACCUCCUGGGAAUCUUCCUUCAGACAUCCACAGUAAAGCAUCAUCGAUCCUUCUUCCAUUAGCUGGUGCAGCUUUACUUGGAAUCGCAGCUUACACUUUAGUUUCAAAUCCAUCAGUGCCAAAUGGCAUCACUGCCAAACCACCGUUGUAUGGGAGAAGACGAAAACGUUCACUUUUCGAUGAGAAACUUGAACAACAUUUAGCCUAUCGCGCUCAUCUUCGACGACAAAAGAAGAACAUUAAAUAG